GUCACAUGUGUAUUACUCAAAAACGUACUUCUGUAUUGAGCUGUGUAACAUUGUCGCAGUGUCUCUGUCGUGUCCUAUAUACCAUAAAAGGUUUUGUGCAUCAUGGAAGUUGGGGAAGGGGGAAGUUGGUGCAUGUUAAAGGUUGGUGCAUGUUGUCUGCAGCAUCAGUGAACUGUGGCUUGUUGUAUGUCGGCCUGACUGUUGUCUACCAGGAGCUUCAACAACCAUGAACCGUCUGCUUCUCGGAGCUGUGCUGUUCGAGAGUCUCAGGGUCUGUGUCGCACUUCAAGUUCCGGUGAUGCUGGCUCCGCCCACCCAGGUGAGGUUUGACUCUGUGGACUAUAAAAACAUCCUGCGCUGGGCUCAGCACACCAGCAGCCCACUGCAGUACUACGUCCAGUGGAAGAUUUAUGGAGAGCCUGAAUGGUUGGAUGUGGAAGGCUGUCAGGGGAUCCAGAAGCACCACUGUGACCUCAGCAGCGUGACCUCUGACGCCAGUGAGUGGUACUGCCGAGUUCAUGCUUCCUCACUGCCCUCCACCAAAUCAGCCUGGGCUCUCUCACGAUUCAGCCCGCGUUGGGACACCAAAAUCAGCCCUCCUGUCCUGAAGCUGAAUGUCACAGAGCAUGGGAUCGUGGUACCUAGGCCUCCCAAAGUUCUUGUCAGGAAGAUGCCACACAAUCUGCACUUCAAGAUCUACCUCACAGACACCAGUGGAGAGGAGGUGGUGUUUGAGAUGGAGUGCUGCUCCAACAAGCUGACUCUGAGAGAGUUGAAAGACAAAGAGAGAUACUGCCUCCAAGCCCAGACCACCAUCCCCCGCCAGGCCAAGAGCAGCACUCGAGGCUCUGUGAAGUGUGUCACUGCGCUCUGAUCAUACAGACACAUUUCAAACCUGAUACACCGAAGGACUGGACUUCCAUCAGUUUACAUUUCCUUUUCACCGCUACCUCGACGGCUUCAGACAAAAAAGGGCCAAAAAAUGUGCUGCACUUUAAGAGAACUUCAAAGAGCAUUUUGGAUUAUUUUGUCUUAAUCAUUUAAUAUUUGGACUUAAUUUGUUGCUACUCUUUAAACCAUGAAUGUUGACAAACUAAUGUUGUGUCAUACAGUUAUAACCAGUCACUUACAUUUACUAAAACACUAACUUAGAUUUUUCUUGGUGCAAUCUGACUCUUUUUCUCUUUUAUGUACUGCCAAACUCAAAAUGGUCUGUAUUUCAUCCACCUGCAACAACUUGACUUUCAGAGAAGCGCCUUGGUGUAAAUCUGAAACUGUUUAAAUGCACAAAUUUGCGCUGGACCAUUCCAAAUGUCUUGUUGUAUGUUUCACAUUACAAAUAAAGACACAUUGGUUGAUUCAGUUA
Notolabrus celidotus (New Zealand spotty) is the source of this 1366-nucleotide messenger RNA. RefSeq names its product interleukin 22 receptor, alpha 2 (gene il22ra2). Gene Ontology annotation, molecular function: protein binding. The record is from RefSeq and is a predicted model, not a curated record. NCBI's taxonomy places the organism in Eukaryota, Metazoa, Chordata, Actinopteri, Labriformes, Labridae.